Saxophila tyrrhenica is the source of this 1656-nucleotide messenger RNA. RefSeq lists its product as uncharacterized. NCBI's taxonomy places the organism in Eukaryota, Fungi, Ascomycota, Dothideomycetes, Mycosphaerellales, Extremaceae. The record is from RefSeq and is a predicted model, not a curated record. The transcript is spliced from 4 exons. Gene Ontology annotation, molecular function: CoA-ligase activity. Gene Ontology annotation, biological process: secondary metabolic process. Bases 1 to 1656 code for a protein of 551 amino acids.
AUGCCAACACAAUCUUCCAUCCCUGAUGUCGAGAUACCCAGGCAGGAUCUCUGGGCUUUCAUGUUCAAUUCCAAGAAGGACUUCGCCGACGAUCAAGUAAUAUACCGCGACGCCAAUGCCCCCGACCAACUCUACUACACCUUUUCUGGAGUCCGCGAUGCUGCGACGUCGUUCGGCGAAGGACUGUGCGAUUUGUGGGACUGGCAGCGAUCUGAUGUCUUGGCCAUCUACGCUCCGAAUGACAUCGACUUCGCGGCCAUAGUCUACGGGACCUUCUACGCCGGAGGCAUCGUGUCGCCCGCCAACCCUGGCUACUCACCGGACGAAUUGGCGUUUCAACUCAAAAAUGCCGGCGCCAAAGCUCUGGUCACGACCAAGGCGUUCUUGAAGCCUGCCCGACUGGCCGCUGAGCAGGCAGGCAUUUCCACUAACCGCAUCAUUCUCCUUGGAUCGGAGCGAGACGAGACCUUCAGCGUGAAGCAUUGGACCAAUAUCCGAAAAGCCUCACGGUCGCAGCGGUACCGGCGGCGGAAGCUCGAUCCUGAGAAUGAUUUGGCCUUUCUGGUUUAUUCUUCCGGCACGACUGGGCUACCCAAGGGAGUGAUGCUCUCGCACCGGAACAUUGUGGCCGAUUUAUGCCUCAUCAAAGGCUGUGUCGGCCACUACUACAACAGCGGCAAGGACAAGAUGCUAGGAGUCUUACCCUUCUUCCACAUAUACGGCUUGACUGGACUCGUGCACCAGCCGCUCUCCCGAGGCAUUGAGCUUGUAGUCAUGCCAGCAUUCGACCUCAAGAAAUUCCUCACGGCCGUCCAAACGCACAAGAUCACUUUUGUCUACGUCGCUCCGCCUGUCAUCGUCCGCUUGGCACGUGACCCAAUGGUAGCCGAAUACGAUCUUUCCUCCCUACGAAUGAUCACAAGCGGUGCUGCGCCUCUUACCCAGGAACUGGUGGACACCGUCUAUCGCAAGCUCAACAUCAAGAUAAAUCAGGCAUAUGGUUUGUCAGAGACUAGCCCGAUGACCCACACGCAGCCGUGGGACGAGUGGUAUACGAGUGUCGGUAGCGUAGGCAAGAUGUUCCCUAAUAUGACCGCAAAAUAUGUGGAUCCCGAUGGUAAUGAGGUCGGGGCGAACGAAGCUGGAGAGCUGUGGCUGGCGGGGCCCAAUAUUUUCGGGGGCUACUGGAAGAACGAACAAGCAACAGCGGAUAGCAUCACCGAACAAGAUGGCCUCCGCUACUUCAAGACUGGCGACGUCGGCUAUCAAGACAAAGACCACAACUUUUACAUAACCGACCGCGUCAAAGAGCUGAUCAAAUACAAAGGCUUCCAGGUGGCGCCUGCGGAACUUGAGGGCAAAUUGAUGGAUCACGCUAUGGUCAACGACGUCGCCGUGAUAGGUGUCUACCACAAGGAGCAAGAAACGGAGGUGCCCAGAGCAUUCGUCGUCCCUGCAAAGCAGGCUGGUGACAGCGAUGCGGAGGAGAUCGUCAAGUGGCUGGAUGCGAAGGUGGCAAACCAUAAGAGACUGCGCGGCGGAGUGAGGUUUAUUGACGAGGUGCCUAAGUCGGCGUCUGGGAAGAUUCUGAGGCGGGUGUUGAAGGACAAGGUCAAGCAGGAGGAAGAUGGCGAGAAGCCUAAGGCGAAGUUGUGA